AAAUAUUCAAUCUUCCUGAAGUAGCAGUCCAACUUUCACACACUGUUACUUGAUGCACUCAACAACUACGACAAAAUCUCCAUAUUCUCAAAUUACCUUUCAAACUUUUUCAACCUUCAAAAGCUACUCUCAGCACAGUUGAAUUCCUUCUUCUUUCUCAAAAUUCUCCUGCUACCAGUUUCAGCUUUAAUUAUUAUGAGAUAGAAUUCAACAUGACUCUGAAACUACCUCUUCUCCUCUUUGUGGGAAUCUUGAAUGUAUUUUCAAUACUCAGUGUUGAUGCAUCUGCAACAUGUGACAGAUCAUGCGGCAGCAACCUCGUCCCCUUCCCAUUUGGAUUCUCUAAUGGCUGCCAUAUUCGCCUGAAUUGCAGCUCAAAAGGUGAUGUUUUCAUAGGCGAAUUUCCAGUUCAAACCAUAGACACUGAUAAUAUAAAGCUCAUCAUCCAACCCACAUGCAUCCGUUCAAUCCAGACCCUUCACGAGCUCUUCUCCCACAACUACGCCCCAACAUCAAGAAACGCCAUACUUUUAAGCGACUGCAAUUCCACUGUCACUACAUGUAAAAUACCUUCACUGAUUGACGUGCAGACUCAGUUUCAGUCAUUUAAAUGCGUCUCAAAUGAUAGCAGCAAUAUCAGCUGCUAUUCGGAGGAAAAAGAUUAUGGGUUUCUUGAUUAUGAUAAUCUCACCAGGCCGCAGUGCAAGUAUCUUUUGUCGUCUAUAUCAUCAGCGCCGUCCGUUUCAGGAGUUUCAUUAGAUAUUCAGGUCGUCCAGCUGGGGUGGUGGCUAGAAGGAUCGUGCCACUGUUCUAAGGAUGCAAAUUGUACUCCAGUUUUAUCUCCUGGAGGAAGGCCCGGAUUUCGAUGCCACUGUAAACAAGGCUUCCGAGGAGAUGGUUACCUUGCGGGCAUAGGCUGCCAUAAAGACUGCAACACUUCAAAGUACAUCUCUGGCCAAUGUGGAGGAAAAAUUAGAACUGCUAUUUUGAUUGGAGGUAGCUUAGCCGGGGCUUCUUUGAUUAUCAGUUUGGGUCUAGUAUGCUGUUUUAUCCGAAGGCAAUCCAAUUCGAAUACCAGAAACAGAACGAAACGCUGCCUGUCUCAAGCUAAAGGCAUCAGCAUUCCCAUAUAUCCGUACAAAGAAAUUGAGAGGGCCACAAACGGUUUCUCAGAGAAGCAACGGCUGGGAACUGGGGCCUAUGGCACGGUUUAUCGAGGGAAGCUCCAUGAUAAUGAUUUGUGGGUUGCUAUAAAAAGGAUAAAACAAAGAGACACUGACGGCAUUGAGCAACUGGUGAAUGAGAUCAAGCUCCUAUCAUCUGUGAGCCAUCCGAAUCUAGUCCGCCUCUUGGGUUGCUCAAUAGAACAUGGUGAACAAAUCCUUGUCUACGAAUUCAUGCCCAAUGGAACAUUGUGCCAACAUUUACAAAGAGAAAGAGGUGAUGGACUUGCCUGGUCAAUUCGCCUUAACAUUGCCACAGAAACUGCACAAGCCAUAGCCCAUCUCCAUUCUGCCAUCAAUCCUCCAAUAUACCACAGAGACAUUAAGUCAAGCAACAUACUCUUGGAUUACAACUUUAAAUCCAAAGUUGCAGAUUUUGGUUUAUCCAGGCUUGGUAAGACCGAAACCUCCCAGUCCCACAUCUCAACUGCACCACAGGGCACUCCAGGGUACCUUGAUCCACAGUAUCAUCAGAAUUUCCAACUCUCAGACAAAAGUGAUGUAUAUAGCUUUGGAGUAGUUCUUGUUGAGAUCAUAACAGCUAUGAAAGUAGUGGACUUUUCCAGGCCUCAAAAUGAAGUUAAUUUGGCUGGUUUUGCUUCCGAUAGGAUUGGCAAGGGGCGUUUAGACGAGAUUAUAGAUCCAUUUCUGGAGCCUCACAGAGAUGCUUGGACCUUUUCUUCUGUUAAUAAGGUUGCUGAAUUAGCAUUCAGAUGCCUUGCUUUCCACAGGGACAUGAGACCUUCAAUGAUGGAGGUAGCAGCUGAACUGGAGCAAAUCAGGACAACUAGAUGGGCAUCUUCUGAAGAAAUCAAUUGCUCAACUUCAUUAGAGCCAUCUCCUUGCUCUUCUUUUUCCAAUAUAAGCCAAAGGCCUCUAAGUGAACAAAGCUCACCUUCAUCAAAUAGUUUGCUAAGUAAUGUUGUAAUUCAAUGAACUGAAUUUAUUGAGGUGGGCACUGGAUUCAUAUCCUCAUGUUCAUAGUUAAUUUUUUAUUUAGUAUUGUCAACGUAGUAUUGUAGUGGAACAGUUUUGUCCUUUCA
Messenger RNA from Mangifera indica (mango), 2266 nucleotides. Its product is annotated as wall-associated receptor kinase-like 14. The coding region runs from base 213 to 2159 and encodes 648 amino acids. Gene Ontology annotation, molecular function: ATP binding; protein kinase activity. The transcript is spliced from 3 exons. NCBI's taxonomy places the organism in Eukaryota, Viridiplantae, Streptophyta, Magnoliopsida, Sapindales, Anacardiaceae. Gene Ontology annotation, biological process: protein phosphorylation. The record is from RefSeq and is a predicted model, not a curated record.